AUGGAAUAUCUCUCUAGCGAGGAACGGUCUUCGUCACCCACAAGGCCGGGUUCGAAGGACAGGAUCACCCAGUUUCGUCGGCGAAAUCCCGGUCACCAGCAGCGCGAGGCCUGGUUGUGGGAGAAUGUGGCUAGGGAGGUGGUCUAUUGCAUCAGUCAUCCUUCUCUCAAACCAUCAAACACCUUGGUGUCUAGCGCACCAGGUUACGAACUGGUCUGUAGCUACAACUGGAGAGUCAGUCAGGAUGCGAGGAUCCACAUACCUGGUUUCGCUGCGGUCUUCCAGAAUGUCACCUUGCCGGUUGCCGUUCCGGCAGAUCGAGGAACCUAUUUCAUCGAUCAAAACGCGGCACGCGUCCCUGAAUAUCCUUUCGCGCCGUUGCUUCGCGCUACAGCGUCAAUGAACCCAUCUUUUCGCUUCGAAAACAUUGAUAUCUUGGUGAAUCGAAACAGCCUUAGAAAACUUCUCGACUUCUCGGCGGGACGGCUGCAAGAUAGCUUUCGCAUCAAUCUGCACCUAGUAUACCAAACUCUGGUCAUCGAGCGUUGCGAGAGGAACGCCCGCGAGCUGAUCAGUGGUUCUAAGAAUUCGGGGUGGGGCAGGAACUUCGAGCGCACGUUUACGACGUACCCAACUGGCCUUGAAGACAGUACAUCACACCACCGGGCUCUUCGAUACCAGCUGGGCGAUCUCGCGUGUGUCGUGCGUUUUGAGGUGGACGCAUGCUAUGAGCAAUUGAGCGAGUGUAGCGGCUCGGAUUCGCCGGAGCGCGCAAUGGAGCGGUUGGCAUUAGACGACCACGAACGCUGCAGCUCUGUUUACAAGCUGGGAGGAAAGGCACCAAGCCGACCUCCGCAGGUUGGUCACGGUCUUGACCCAACUACGCGACGCCGUCAAAGAAAAUGGGGGUAA
Messenger RNA from Colletotrichum truncatum, 912 nucleotides. RefSeq lists its product as uncharacterized. The record is from RefSeq and is a predicted model, not a curated record. Lineage: Eukaryota; Fungi; Ascomycota; Sordariomycetes; Glomerellales; Glomerellaceae.